Molecule: messenger RNA, 207 nt
Organism: Pseudogymnoascus verrucosus
Lineage: Eukaryota; Fungi; Ascomycota; Leotiomycetes; Thelebolales; Thelebolaceae
Exons: 2
Coding region: 1-207 (68 amino acids)
Source: RefSeq, a predicted model, not a curated record
AUGAGUAUUGCAGCGCCGGUAGAGGUGUUCAAGGAAGGGUUCGGCAACGACGGAGGAGGGGUUAUGGGGCCGGUGCAAGAGCUUGCGGGGAGAGAGGUGCAGGAGGAGACGGAGUACAGGCGGUGGCUGGAGCAAAAGCAUCCUAAGUUGGUGUGCGGGCAGGAGAUGACGAAUGCAAUGGCUGUUUUCGAGCUGGUGUUGAGAUAG